AUCUGCUGCCCGAGCCUUAUUGCCGGCGCACGAGUGUCAAGAAACACGAAAAUACCUGAUGCUUUUACGGCACCAGUAUGCUUCGAACGUUAAUUCUUCGUCUCGUGCACCACUUAAUAGCUUUUGUUGAACUUAUUGUAGGAUUUCUGAAAUUUUUUCCUCAGUACAACAUUCUUUCUAGUAAAAAAUGUCUUCCUGCGAAAGUACAAGCAGACGCCAAACAACUUCGGAAACUCCCUCAACACAUCGGACUGAUUGUAGUGGAAAAUGAUAUUUCUUAUAAAGAUUUGGCAAAUAUUGUGGUGUGGUCUGUUACAAUGGGAAUUUCAUACAUCAGUAUAUACGACGUAAACGGAGAAAUUAAAAGAAACAAUAUGCAGCUACAGAAAGAGAUUGAAGACAGCAGAAGAGAAAUGAGUUUUGACAAAGAAAAUACAGCUAAUGAAAUUUGGAUAUACUGCCAUGGUCUUUAUACAGAACAGAGGGCAAUAGGCUGUGGUGGCAAGAAGGCAUGGGUCCAUCUGUUGAGUGCUGAAGAUGGGCAGCAAUCACUGUCACUUGUAGCCCGUUGCUUGUGCAAGCAGGUGUCCACACAGCAGACUCUAGCAAAGGACAUCUCUUCUGACCUGGUUGAUAAGCUUCUUCAUGACAUAUAUUCAUUUCCAGAUCCAGACCUUUGUAUCAAGUUUGGAUCCUGUGAUAGUCUGUUGGGGUACCUUCCUUGGCAUAUUCGUCUCACAGAAAUUUUGUUUGUACCAUCACAUCGGGGACUAUCCUACCCAGCUUUUUUCUCCACCAUGACACUUUAUUCCAAAUCAGAACAGAGGUUUGGAAAGUGAGAUAUGAUAUGGACUGUCAAACACUGCUGGAUCACAUUCACAAGAAUGGUGCAGGAAAGAAUUGGUGUAGUAUUUAAGUCUCAGAUCUGACAUUUUGGAGGACAACAAGACUUACAAAAUUAGAACUGCUGGUUGAAUGGACUGCAGGACUCUCAGUGACAAAGGCUGAGUGUUGAUGUACUAAUAUUCAGCCAUCAGGUACCUGGUGGUGUAGCCUAUGUUUGUGUGAAUAUGUAUAUUUGUGCAUGUGUGCGUUUGUGUGUGUGUGUUCAAAAUCUCUUAAACUUAGAUCCAUUGGUGAAUGGGUGUAAUUCCUAGGCUGCAUCUUGAAGUAGACAUAUUAUUGCCACAUAGACUCUUUGGCAUUUUUGUUCAGUAAAGAACUACACAAUUUACUAUUUCUGAGAAAAAUACAAAGACUAUGUUAAAGAUUGCUCUUCUUACAUGCGCAGUUCCAUAUUUUCCUGUGAGCUGUGUAGAAACUCUAGGACAUAGAAUGUUUAGCAAUUAAAGCCUAGGAGCCUGAAGAAUAUUUCCUGGAAUACAUCUUGUUUUUUCCUUACUUUUUUUUAUUUUUGAAUGCUCUUUUGCUGAUAUGACAAAGCUAUAUGCAAAAUCUUUCGGACACGAUGCACGUCAUAAGCAGAGUUUUGUUGUUAAUGCUGGUGAUAUUUCAUGUUAGCAGUGUGUGUGUGUUGUAAAUGUGUGUUCGAUGUGUGUGUGUGUGCUGUAUAUGUGUUUGUGUGUGGGGAUGUAUUGGGAAUAAGAAUACAUGGAUGAGGCAAUGAGGCCAAGCUCAGAAGCCCAAGCUUAUUGGUUAGCUUCUCAGAACAAGCCUAACAUCUUUGAUGUUCAAAUUCAAUAUUUCAAAGAGACCACAAGCUUUUAAUGUGUGUGAAAAAAAUGGCAAUGACAAUUAUUGUAUGAAAAUUAAUACAUGGUCGCCUUAACUUUGAAGACCAGGAAAGGUGGUUUUUGCUACAAGGUGUGGAGCAUUGUAGUACAUGUACUUUGAAUUAUAAAAAUAAUAAAUAGGAAAAUUUUAAAUGAUCGGUAUAGUUCGUUAUGUCAAGAGAAAAGACUGAAUCAGGACAUGAUAUCAACAUAUUUUUUGUAUGAAAAUUUUCUUGUGCGGCAACUUUUUUAUGUCAUAGUUUUUUCUUGCUGGAGACUACCAUUAAUAUAGGAGAUGUUGGUCACAUUUCUUGAUAAAUAUAAUGCUAUUGUAGUUAAGCGAUGAAUUUGGGAUAUCUCCUGCUUCCUGAAAUGGAUCAGAACUGCUUGAAAGCCUUCACGUUAGCUUAUAAGGAUAGUUAUUUUUUUUAACAAGCAAGAUAGCUGUUGGUGAUGGUCACAUUUUUCCUGUAUUUUUUAUAGGUAAAGUAUUUGAGGUGCUUAUGCAAACGCCAGCCAUUUUGAACUUUCUUUUGUAGCAUUUUUAUGGAUCCCAAUUUACUAGUGUUAAAAAUAGUUGUCUUAAGUACGUAUGGCAUUUUGUAGGGACACCACAUUUUUGAAUAUUAUUAAUUUUUUUUUAUUAAUAACAUACAAGAGCUAUUAGUUGAGUAAAAUUAAUAUUAGAUAUUAAUGAUAAAAUUAGAAUUGAGGAUUUUCUUUUUUCAUUUCAAACUUUGAUGAUCAUUGUAAGUGAGAGACAAGCCCUGAAAAAAAAUGGAAGAAGGAGUAGUGCCAAUAAUUCUUGUUUGAAUGAACUGCUUGUUAUAUUUUCCAAACAACUAUUAGUGCAAAAUCUUUAACAGUAAUGUUUAGCUGGUGUUCUGUGGUACAGUGGUAAAUAGAUUGUCACCAGUUCUUAGGCAUAUGCUAUUGGUUAUAAACAAACUUGUUAUGGGAAAGGGGGAAUCAGGAAGCCUAGCUUGUGUGAUGCUGUGGCUGCUGCGUGCGAUAUCUCCUUGACAAGUCUGCAAUCGUGUCGCCAUAGCAGUUAGUUGCCCCUUGAUGUCGCUGGGCGUAGUUCUUCCAGGCACGAACUGGGGUUGUAGGUUGCAGAUGUCCGAGAGUUCAGAGUCCAUCAGAUUAAUUUUAACAGCACGGAUCGCAGAUUUCUUACACAGUCAUAUUUAAAAGAUUUGAGGGCAGGUACGUCUACCGGUCUACCGUGCAGUUGGGCACAGCAGAUAAUAAGAGUAGCUCACACCGAGAGAGGGGUGGGGUUGGGGUUUGCAUGCUUGAUUUCUACUCAGUAGCCACCAUUUCGACUCACACCCGAUAAAACUGUCCGACUCCCGUCUGUCUUGUCCAUGUGUGUCAGGUCCGGUCCACAUCUUGAAUCGUCACAAGCCGCCUCCGCAUUGGAUGAUAUGCAGUUACGAGAUUCUGAGCUGAGAGAAAUAAAAAUUAAAGUUGUUAAUAA
Messenger RNA from Pomacea canaliculata, 3213 nucleotides. Its product is annotated as dehydrodolichyl diphosphate synthase complex subunit nus1-like. NCBI's taxonomy places the organism in Eukaryota, Metazoa, Mollusca, Gastropoda, Architaenioglossa, Ampullariidae. The transcript is spliced from 5 exons. The record is from RefSeq and is a predicted model, not a curated record. The coding region runs from base 78 to 839 and encodes 253 amino acids. Gene Ontology annotation, molecular function: ditrans,polycis-polyprenyl diphosphate synthase [(2E,6E)-farnesyl diphosphate specific] activity. Gene Ontology annotation, cellular component: endoplasmic reticulum membrane; dehydrodolichyl diphosphate synthase complex.